AUGUGUCCUUUGACCGAGGUCCUGAAGGGCAACCAAAAGAAGCUGACGUUGGGAGAAGCCCAACAGCGCGCUUUCGACUGCACAAAGUCGUCCCUCAGCAGAGCCACAACCUUGGCUGACCAGGACCCUGACGCGCCCCUGACACUCACCACUGAUGCCAGCAACAACGCAUGCGGCGCUGUCCUGGAACAGCUGGUUAAUGACGUCCCCAUGCCGCAAGCCUUCUUCAGCAGGAAGCUGAAACCCGCAGACACCUGCUACAGCACCUUUGACCGCGAGCUCCUCGCUGUCUACCAGGCUGUGCGCCACUUCAAGUACCUCCUGGAAGGUGUCCCAUUCACCAUAAGGAUGGACCACCAGCCGCUGGUCCACACCUUCAUAAAGGGGGGCGAUGCUUGGUCCGCAAGACAGCAACAUCACCUCGCAGCUGUCUCUGAAUUCAGGUGCUCCAUCAAGUACGUCACCAGCAGAAGGAACUCCCUGCACCUCGGCGUGGACUACAAGGACCUAGCGCUUGAGCGAGCCUCCGACCCCAAAGUACCAGCCUACCAGACCGCCAUCACCGCCCUCCGAUGGGAGGACAGUCCCUUCGGCCCUUCCAAGACGACACUCCUCUGCGACACCAGCACAUGCCGCCCACGCCCCCUGAUACCCGCUUCCCAGAGGAAGCAGGUAUUCGACGUGAUCCACGGUCUCUCGCACCCGUUGCCCUGCAUGGCAUCCACACUCAUGACAGAAAGGCAUCUUCCCUCAACCCAGGUGGAGAUUCGGGCAUAUCCACGUCAACGUCGUCGGGCCCUUCCCCCAUCCGACAAUACCAGAUACCUCCUGACAGUGAUCGACCAGUCCACCAAGUGGCCAGAAGCCACCCCGAUAUCAGAAGGCCCCAUAUACACCUACGCCGAAGCCCUCCUAUCCAGCUGGAUCAGCCGCUUCAGAGUGCCAGACGACAUCACUACAGACAGGGGAACCGCCUUCACCUCAGAACUCUGGACCUCCCUGGCACGCCUGAUGGGGACCAAGCACCAUAUGACCAUGGCCUACAAUCCUGCAGCCAAUGGCAUGGUGGAAAGGACCCACUACUCCCUCAAGGCCUCCUUGAUGACAUGCUGCACAGAACCUGACUGGAAGGCACAGCCACCGUGGGUCCCCCUCGGCCUCCGCACCACCCCAAGAGCCAAUGGCAACCCAUCACUGGCAGAGAAGGUUUACGGCAAGACCUGA
Molecule: messenger RNA, 1224 nt
Organism: Macrobrachium nipponense
Lineage: Eukaryota; Metazoa; Arthropoda; Malacostraca; Decapoda; Palaemonidae
Exons: 2
Coding region: 1-1224 (407 amino acids)
Biological process (GO): DNA integration
Molecular function (GO): nucleic acid binding
Source: RefSeq, a predicted model, not a curated record